ACCGACUAAGUAUUAACCUUGCGAAAAAAGAAUUAUAGAAGCUAUUAUAGACGGAGGACCUCCACCGUUAAUUACCUGACUAAAAUUUAAAGAGAGAAUUUGUCCUGGCACGGAAAUACAAGAACUAGUCUCUGUUCCACUACCAUUACCAACCAAUCCAUCGCUAUUCGCUCAUCAUUUUUCUCCCCACUUUAAUCUCUUCCUCAUCUCCUCCUUACCCUUCAAAUGGCAUCGGCGACUCUUUUCACUCUUCCAUGGAGGCUCUCCCAGAUUUCACCUUCAACUUUCUCAACCCCAUCCCCACCUAUAAUUCUCACUUCCAAAUCCAGUGCCAGAUCUUUCACUGCUCUCUGCACCAAGGCCAUCAUUUCCGACCUUCCUAAUCAGACGCAUCCUUACCCCAAAGUCGGUGCCCUCUCAACUGGACCCAUUCCGCCUUCUCAGCUCAUUCAAGUCGUUGAGUUCGCUGCCAAGACUGGCGCUGAGGUCGUCAUGGAAGCUGUUAACAAGCCUCGGAGUAUCACUUAUAAAGGACUAACUGACUUAGUAACUGACACAGACAAAAACAGUGAGGCUGCAAUUUUAGAAGUUGUGAAAAAAAACUUUGGAGAUCACCUUAUUCUUGGGGAGGAGGGUGGAAUUAUAGGAGAUACAGCUUCUGAUUAUCUUUGGUGCAUUGAUCCUUUAGAUGGCACAACAAAUUUCGCACACUGUUAUCCUAGCUUUGCAGUUUCCGUGGGUGUCUUGUUUCGAGGAAAACCUGUUGCUGCUUCUGUGGUGGAAUUUGUUGGGGGUCCUAUGUGUUGGAAUACCCGCCAAUUUUCUGCUACUGCUGGUGGUGGAGCAUUUUGUAAUGGGCAAAAGGUGCAUGUGAGCCAAUCAGAUCAGGUGGAGCGAUCUCUUCUUGUAACUGGGUUUGGUUAUGAGCACGAUGAAGCAUGGGCCACCAACAUUGAAUUAUUUAAAGAAUUCACUGACAUCAGCAGGGGUGUAAGAAGACUUGGUGCUGCUGCAGUAGACAUGUGCCAUGUAGCUCUAGGAAUUGUGGAAGCAUACUGGGAAUAUCGUCUGAAGCCAUGGGAUAUGGCUGCUGGUGUUUUGAUAGUUGAAGAAGCUGGAGGAGCAGUAACUUGUAUGGAUGGUGGAAAGUUUAGCGUAUUUGAUAGAUCUGUUUUGGUAUCCAACGGUGCAUUGCAUGGCAAGCUUCUGGAAAGGAUUGCCCCAGCUACAGAGAAACUCAAGAGUAAAAAUAUCGAUUUCUCCUUGUGGUACAAGCCUGAUAACUACCUCACAGAACUUUGAUGUGGCUGAGAGCACGGUAGUAGUUUUCCCGGCACGAUGGGUUUUCUUUUGACAAAUAACUGGAGCCAAUGGCUGUUUUCUUAGCGUUCACUUCACAAUGCCCUCAAAUUCUCAAGAGCCAAUGUAUAUUUAUUACAAUGUAACCUGUAAUUGUGCUGUAUAUAUAUAUAUAAUACAAUGUAUAUAUAUUAAUCAUAUUCUCUUGUUUUCAAUGUAACAGAUGAUGGCGACUCUAGAAUCAAAAUGUGAACAUUCAUGAUGACUAGACAAAAUAAGGAAGACCUCGUUAGACCAGGUUUAGACCUCGUUCGGACUAAAUAAGGACCUUGUUCGGAGUAAAUCAAUUCGGAUAUAAUUCGUACCUUUUUUUUUUUUUUUUUUUAAUAUAUAAUUCGUACCUCAUUGAGACUAAA
Messenger RNA from Cannabis sativa, 1715 nucleotides. Its product is annotated as phosphatase IMPL1, chloroplastic. Bases 226 to 1302 code for a protein of 358 amino acids. Gene Ontology annotation, molecular function: inositol monophosphate 1-phosphatase activity. Lineage: Eukaryota; Viridiplantae; Streptophyta; Magnoliopsida; Rosales; Cannabaceae. Gene Ontology annotation, biological process: phosphatidylinositol phosphate biosynthetic process; signal transduction; inositol metabolic process. The record is from RefSeq and is a predicted model, not a curated record. The transcript has 10 exons.